This is a messenger RNA of Fulvia fulva, 1968 nucleotides long. RefSeq names its product Scytalone dehydratase-like protein Arp1. NCBI's taxonomy places the organism in Eukaryota, Fungi, Ascomycota, Dothideomycetes, Mycosphaerellales, Mycosphaerellaceae. The transcript has 2 exons. The coding region runs from base 1 to 1968 and encodes 655 amino acids. The record is from RefSeq and is a predicted model, not a curated record.
AUGGCACUGUCAAUUCUCGUUUUAGUUGUCCUUGAAAGUCGUGAAGCUAUACCUAGCCUCUGCCAGAUGCUGCUCUCCGUGGUGGCUUUGGCCAUUGGUUUGGUUGGACGGUCUUUUUCCUACUCCUUGACACCGACCGGCCAGACGGUAAAGCUUGAUGGCGUCUCCUACUAUCUACCCGCAACUCCGGUCACCAAAGUUGUUCAGAAAGAGCUGAUCUCGAAAGCGGAAAGCUCUGGAGCACUUCUGCCGGUGACUGUUGUCAUCAGCAACACCUCGACAUUCAGCGCCACGGAUGUGUCAAGGACAGUCGAGGCAUACAAGGGAAUCGAUGAUGUCUUCUCCGAAGGCUCUCUCGAGGCGGUCUAUGUUCAGCACACUGGCCGGUUGCAGACACCGUACGCAAACACGACAAACAACACUUCCAUCUUAGUGAGCAGUGUCGCGUCGAAUGGCACUGUCAUACCUCCAGGUCCCUACUUCGUCUCUUCGACUGGUGCAGUGUACGAAGCAUGGCGACUCUACAGCGACUUUGCUGGAGCUUUCACGGAGCCGAUCAUCGCCAAUGUCGACGGCACAUACAGCGUGCUUCCAGCAGGUGUCCCGGGGCAGUCUCUAGCAGUCGCAGUACCUUCGCGACUGUACUUCACCAGGACUGCAGAGAAACCGCUAGCUGGAGUGCGUCUGGGCAUGAAGGACAUCUACGACAUUGCCGGAGUCAAGGCUAGCAACGGCAAUCGCGCCUGGUAUCAUCUUUACCCACCAGCCUCGGAGCACGCCACACCGGUGAAACGUUUGAUCGAAGCGGGAGCCGUAAUUGUCGGCAAGAUGAAGACUUCGCAGUUUGCGAACGGUGAAGAGGCAACUGCUGACUGGGUCGACUACCACUCGCCCUUCAAUCCCCGAGGUGAUGGCUACCAAGAUCCUUCUUCUUCCAGCUCAGGCCCGGGUGCUGGAGCGGCGAGUUAUCCCUGGCUUGACCUAACCUUGGGGUCCGACACUGGUGGUUCGAUCCGAGGGCCAUCGCAGGUGGGUGGCCUCUACGGCAACCGUCCAUCGCACGAUCUAGUCACUCUCGAGAACACCAUGGCCCUUGCUCCCCAACUAGAUACUGGCGGCUUCCUGGCGAAAGAUCCCGUCCUGUGGGCUGAGGCCGCUGCAGCGCUUUGCGGAGAUAACAUCACCAUCUCACACAAGUUUCCCAAGCAGAUCAAGACAGACAACUUCCCGACUCACGUGUCCAGAAAUGGCGACCAGCUGAUCCUCGACUUCCUCGGCAAUGUGAGCUCGUUUCUGGAUGCGGAGGUUGCUGCUUGGGAUAUCAACGACGCAUGGAACUCUUCGCAUCCUGCUGACAUCGACACCGAUCUGACCGAUCUGCUCAACCUGACGUACCCGAUCCUCAUUUCCCAGCAGCAGACACGACUCGUCCGCGACCCAUUCUAUGCUGACUAUGCUGCAGCGCAUGAAGGACGGCGCCCGUUCGUCGACCCGGCCCCUUUGAUACGCUGGGCAUUUGGCGACUCUUACGCAAACGACACCGUGGACAUAGCGAACCACAACCGGACAGUCUUCGCGGACUGGGUCUCCAGCGAGGUUCUGGUGGCUGAUGAAGACACCUGCAGCGACUCGCUGCUGUUCUACGUUGGCUCCCAAGCACGAGCAAACUACCGCAAUGAGUAUAAUGGCGAGCCUUCGGUGCCAUUCGGAUUCUCCAUCAGCCGCGUCAGCUCAUAUUGGGGUGGUCCUGACUUUGUGUUGCCUCUUGGCUCCGCCAGCUACUUCUCCAACAUUACCCUUCACGAGGAGUAUCUGCCUGUGACGGUCGAUAUCCUAGCGGCCAAAGGCUGCGAUGGCAUGAUCUAUGGUCUUGUCCAAGAUCUGGUGGAGGCUGAUGUCCUGAAGCCGAGUGUGGCUGGCUAUAGUAAUACUGAUGGCGGCGAAGUCCUCUUCAAGCGUGAUCGGUAG